This is a messenger RNA of Laetiporus sulphureus 93-53, 1704 nucleotides long. RefSeq lists its product as uncharacterized. Lineage: Eukaryota; Fungi; Basidiomycota; Agaricomycetes; Polyporales; Laetiporaceae. The record is from RefSeq and is a predicted model, not a curated record. The transcript is spliced from 4 exons. The coding region runs from base 1 to 1704 and encodes 567 amino acids. Gene Ontology annotation, cellular component: mitochondrion.
AUGUCUCUUACCCGCCUUCUCAGGCAUUUACCACUGCUCAAGUCAGCUUCGCGACAUUUUUCGAUCACAUCUAAUGUGUGUUCGCCACCUGGCACUGCAGUCUUAGCUGUCGCAGGCCAAGUCACUACGGACCAAGAGGCACUUCGCCGCCACACGUCAAAUCGCUGGCUGUACAACGAGCAAAUACAACUUUCGCGUCGUUAUGUGAAGUUCGAUCCUCAUGCACUAGGACAAGUUGCCUCAGGCGCCGUCGGUGCGAACUGCACACGAAUCGAUAAAGUGGCAGAGGGCUCCACUAACAAAAUCUUCCUUCUCACCUUCGAGAACGGACAAGAAGCUAUAGCUCGCCUACCAUGCCCUUUAGCCGGACCGCCACACUUGAUUACCGCAUCAGAAGUUGCAACUAUGGAGUUUGCGAGAGAAAUCAUGAAGAUCCCGGUGCCAAAAAUUCUCAGUUGGAGCUCUCGCGCCGAUGCAACGCCCGUUGGCGCCGAAUUUAUCAUCAUGGAGAAAGUGCAUGGCGUCGAGCUGGAGAAGCUCUGGCCCGAGAUGCGAGGGGCUGAGAACAAGACCGUUGUUGAACAACUUAUGGAAAUUCAGAAGAAGUUUAUGACCUUCCGCUUCUCCCACUACGGGAGUCUUUUCUUCAAGGAAGACGUGGUGGGUUACCCACAUACCACCGACAUCUUCGCCGAACCGACCGCUCAUCCUGAUGUCCCAUCAAAAUAUGCCAUCGGGCCUUGCGUUUCCUGGGACCUGUGGCGAGGCGAGCGACAGCGGGUGGAUGUUGACCGGGGACCGUGGAAAGAUGCAUAUUCGUACAUCGCAGGGUUCGUCAAGUGCGAGAAACAGUGGCUUGCUAGAUUUGCCAAGCCCCGCGACCCGUCGGAUCCAUUCUAUCUGGACCCCGAGGAUAAUUCGCCGGCCGCCCACAUCGCUGUCUUGGACCAAUUCCUCGCUUGUCUGCCUCACAUUAUGCCGGAUCCGGAGCUGCGUUAUCCAGCACUAUGGCACACCGACUUGCAUCGAGGCAACAUCUUCGUUGAGCCGCCACAGCCCACCAUUUCGGGCAUCAUUGACUGGCAAUGGACAGACAUUGGGCCUUUUUAUGCACAGGCGAUAUUUCCAAAGGCUUUUGUAUAUGGAGGGGAUCGCAUAAAGCUCUCGUCAAAUCCUUACGACAGACCCCAACUUCCUGAAGGCUUUGAAGACCUUCCGCUGGAGGAACAAGAGCUCGCCAGGAUGGAGCACAAUGAGGCAUUCACAAUGUGCUACCAGCAGAUCCUGAUCACAGAAACACCUCCUUGGUCAGCAGUCACGACAAUUCCACACCGUUCGACUAUAGUGGACCCUGUCUACCGCGCUACGCGCACGUGGUACGGCGGCAUCGUGAGCAUGCAAAUUAUUCUGCUCCAUAUGCAGGUUGUCUGGGAUGAAAUCGCACCAGCUGGCACGUCGUGCCCUCUCAAUUAUACGAAUGAGGAUGCCGAGCGGCUUGUGAGCCUCGCAGUGCGGGCACGCGAUUACGAGAACAACGUUGAACGGUUGAAGACUCUUUUAAAUGUACAGAUUGACGGGAGGGUUGAUACGGAGCAAUAUGAUGAAGUACGGGCUAAGAGUGAAGAGAUGAAGGCACACUGGGAUCCUGAGGAAUGCGGUGGACAGUAUCCAUUCCAGGAGGGCGGACACUCGUUGCUUAUAUGA